This is a messenger RNA of Durotheca rogersii, 1580 nucleotides long. RefSeq names its product acid protease. The coding region runs from base 1 to 1404 and encodes 467 amino acids. Gene Ontology annotation, biological process: proteolysis. The record is from RefSeq and is a predicted model, not a curated record. NCBI's taxonomy places the organism in Eukaryota, Fungi, Ascomycota, Sordariomycetes, Xylariales, Xylariaceae. Gene Ontology annotation, molecular function: aspartic-type endopeptidase activity. The transcript has 8 exons. Gene Ontology annotation, cellular component: fungal-type vacuole.
AUGAUCUCGCUCAAGUUUCUCGGCCUUGCUGCGUUGGCAGUCUUCCCCAUCGCGACUCCCACAGCUCCGGCAGCUCGCCAGCCGCCUGCUCGUCUAGGCGGAUGCUUGCCCGUCCGCGGCGGGAUCAUCGAAUCCCUCUCCCUGCCAGGCUUCCAGUUUCGCCGCGCGGAGCCCUUCCGAGCCCAGCCCGUCCAGAGGAAGGUCCAGAACUACGUCGGUCUAAAACGACUUUCUCGUGACAGGGCACCGUACGCUCAGCAUUCUACCGUGUCCCUCCUUAGACAAGUGCAACGCGAUAAUGGCGGGGCCGCCUACCAGAAUGUCACUGCUGUCGAUCGCUACGCCGUUCAGUACGCGGCCGAGGUUGUUUUCAACGGAGUCCCAACCACCGUUGUCGUCGACUCGGGUUCUGCUGACACCUGGAUUCGAGGACCCAACUUUGCCUGUCUCAGCCCUUCCAACCCCCUUUCCAACAGCACCCUACCCGCGGACGCCUGCGGACUCGGCCCUUCCCCCGUCGGUAACCUUUCGGUGCAGCAAAUACCUGACCAACACUUUGUAAUCAAGUAUGGAGACGGUGAAAGUGUCAAGGGCCGUUUGGGAUAUCUCAAUGUCGAAUUCGCCGGCGUAUCUGUCCCUGAUCAAGAAGUGGCGAUCGUAAACCAGGCCGCAUGGCGUGGCAAUAGCGUCACUUCGGGAAUUCUUGGGCUCGCCUACCCGUCACUAACCAGUGCUUAUUGGGGCGACGACCUCGACAACGACAACCAAUACCUGGUUGCGCCGUACUCACCUCUCUUCACUUCGAUGAUUGUCAAUGGAUUGGUUGAGCCGUACUGGUCUCUCGCCUUGUACAGAAACUCUUCGCUAGGGACGGUCAGCGUUGGUGGUAUGCCGCCAGUUGACCUUGGUGGGAGCGAACACGCAUCAACUCCUAUUAUCAUUGCGGACAUCAUCCACCGGGACAUCACUGCGUACAAGCCGUCGUUCUAUACUCUUAUACCUGAUGGCAUCGAAUACGGAAGCACACGCACCAAAGGCCAAUAUCCAUUUAUAUUGGAUUCGGCGACAUCCUUGAUAUACUUGCCCCCGGCCCUAGCUCAAUCUGUCAACGCCCAUUUUGACCCACCGGCGACGUAUCUCAGGUACUACGACUCGUACUUUGCCAAUUGCGACGCCGUACCGCCAAGCUUUGGAGUUCGGAUUAACGGUACCACUUUCUGGGUAAAUCCUGAAGACCUGUUGAACCAGGAGGAGAAGGAUCCGGAAACCGGCCUGUGCCAAACAAGCAUCGGCUCAGGAGGAAGCGGCCCCUACAUAUUAGGCAUAGCAUUUCUCACCAACGUUGUGGUACAGAUGGACAUCGGAUCCGGCAACAUCAACCUAUGGAGCCACGAUACUCACUGAGACUUGGCAGGCGCAGAUUCUCAGGUUCGCCUGGAGAAUGCGUGUUGCGAGGAAAGGGGAUCGACAUUCUGAGUUCGGGUUGCACCCAAUGCUAUCGGCGUACCCUUGACAUGUUUUUUAUGCGCUAGCUAUUUCCACCGGUUUGUUGCUAACAAUACAUGGUGGAAGCAGAUUCA